GCCAAGUUAGGGUGUGGGUAGUGCCUAACCCUUACCGAACCUGAAAAAACAACCUGCUAUAGCAGAAACAGAGUAGACUGAGGAACAAUUGCGGGCGUUUUGCAUCAGUCAGUACUUUGUUUAAACUGGGAUAAUUUUUCGUAUUUUUCUCUUUUUUGUUUGAUGGCUUUUUUCUGUUGAGGAUUUUGAUUCUACGGAUUUCGCAGCGAAACGGAUUCUCACCAUUUAAAAAGAACAGGACGUGCUACUUUAACAUUGAUAUAUAAGUCGACCGAUACCUACAAGUUUUCUUCUAUGAGUACCUGAAAAUUGUUGCAAUAGUUAUAUCCUCAUCGACUCAAUUCUUACUGGAAUUUUUAUUAAGCAUUUCAUAUUACUUUCUACGUGAGUACGGCCCUUGUAAGGUUUGGAGAAAGCGUUAAGGGAUAAUUUUUUGGGGCUUUUGCAAUAUUGCUGCAAGCUUGAUUUUUUGGAUUACAAAUUUUGAUUGAUUGAAAUCCUUUUGUUGCUUUUUUACACUUGUUCACCGCUACAAUGUUGUCCCCUUCAUCGCAAAGUAAAGCAGUGCCUAAACUGCUUUUCAAUCCUGGAAAUGAAUCAACAGCGUCUAGUUUUAUAUUUCCAACACCUCCCCAAUCAUCGUCUAUUUUUCCACUUUCGCAGACACCCCCCAGUACCAUCUUUGACCUUCCGUCAGAACUUGCCUCAAGCGAAAUUGUUGUUAGGGAAGAGCACGGUUCUGGGAUUCAAAAGAAUUCCUUCAAUGAAUCAUCUAAUGCCAAUUCCAACAUUCUGUUAAAUGACUCUAUCAACCAGAACAACGAGUCCGGAACUGUGGACUUAACCUUCUUUGAACGGAAGCUGCAGCGCAAUCACUCAUACUGGACACCAGCAGCUUGGGAGUUGUUGAUUAAGACAUUAACACAAAUCUUGAAGGAUCAUAAGCUUGAUUUUGUUGAAGCGCGCUCCGUUCUUAUGGCAUCCGUUCGCCUUCCACGGAAAUUUACACCGGUUUUUGUCAGAUUUCGCUCAAAAAUGCCGAUGUAUUCCCGUAGGACGAUUGUUCGACACAUGCGGGGAUACUUUAAAGUACCUGGCUAUGAAAACUUUCAAUAUAAAUCAUCAACUGACAGCGGAACUCCGGGCGUGGAAGAAGUGUUGUUGAUUGAACGAGAAGUGACACGUUUUUGUGCGAUGUACAAUUGUACAGAAGAUGAUUUUCGCUAUCGGUUGUGGAACUCAAGUCGGACGCCGGAAAUAUCACAGUUUCUUCAGAAUUUAUAUAGCAUGUUGGACCGUAAUCGAAAGAGCGUAUACAACUAUGUUCGUCGUAAAUAUCACCCAUGCCCAAAAAAAUGCGUAUGGAGUUCGGAGGAGGAGGAAGAGCUAAAAGACCUUGUUAACAUUCACGGCCCAACAUGGACAACCAUCGGGAAGAUGCUUCAACGUAGGCCGAUGGACUGUCGUGAUUUUUGGCGCGAUUAUAUUCAUUGCAACGCAGUAAACCGGUCAGCGUGGACUUCUGAAGAAUGUGAACGUUUGUUGGCACUUGUCGCUGAUUACCAAAAAAAUAAUCCUGAACAGCCCAUUCGCUGGAUGAAGAUAUCUGAGCAACUGGGCACUAGGCAUCGGCAUCAUUGCAAGUUAAAAUACAAUUCGCUUACAAAGCAACAAACGAAACCAGAUCACAUAUUUUUGGCUGGUGAUAGUUUAUGGUUAAUUGAAAGCAUAUCACAACUAAAUGUCCAGGAAGAAUGGCAAAUUGAUUGGAAGUAUAUUUCACAAAGUACAGACAACCUUUGGUCACCGGAUAUAUGUCGCCAACAGUAUAAGACUCUGAAAUAUACAGUACCGAAUUGGGAAGUCAAGUCGUUAAAAGAAAUUCUGAACCACAUCAUCAAGGAUAUGCAACAAUUACCACCUGAACUUUUGGUUUCUAAGUUGUUUCCUUCCAACCCUUCAGCCGUGAGUAAUGAUGAUAGUGGGUCUGAUAUUUCACAGAUUCAUUAAGAAUAAGCAUUCAUUUUGUUGAGAAAAUUCCUUGCUUCACGACAGUAAGAAACGAAUAAUGCACUAGCACAGCCAUGGAAUUUAGCACUACGACAAUUAAAAUUCAUAAAGAAUAAAAAUAUAGCUGGAGAUGCCGGGAAUCGAACCCGGGACCUUUUCAAGGCGCGGACAUGCGAAUGAAACGUUAUACCCCUAAACCACAUCCCCGUUGUUUUAAUUAUGAAAUAUAGCUUUUUAUAUAGCACUAAAUUAGUAGGAGUAAGUUGAAUUUGCA
Messenger RNA from Schizosaccharomyces japonicus yFS275, 2284 nucleotides. RefSeq names its product replication termination factor Rtf1. The transcript has 7 exons. Bases 535 to 2010 code for a protein of 491 amino acids. Gene Ontology annotation, biological process: DNA-templated transcription; regulation of DNA-templated transcription. NCBI's taxonomy places the organism in Eukaryota, Fungi, Ascomycota, Schizosaccharomycetes, Schizosaccharomycetales, Schizosaccharomycetaceae. Gene Ontology annotation, cellular component: nucleus. Gene Ontology annotation, molecular function: DNA binding. The record is from RefSeq and is a predicted model, not a curated record.